Messenger RNA from Polychytrium aggregatum, 4587 nucleotides. RefSeq lists its product as uncharacterized. Gene Ontology annotation, cellular component: cytoskeleton. Bases 1 to 4587 code for a protein of 1528 amino acids. Lineage: Eukaryota; Fungi; Chytridiomycota; Chytridiomycetes; Polychytriales. The record is from RefSeq and is a predicted model, not a curated record. The transcript is spliced from 20 exons.
AUGAGGCAACUGGACAAGGCAAAUGCAGUCGAUGAGGAGCUACACGACCUCAAGCUGCGGUUUGAGCUGCUAGGUUCGAGACACUGCUGCACUUUCGUCUCCGUGGCUGCCGCCGUCUCGUCGGCUACCAAAAAGGCGUACUAUGAAACCAGCCAGUGGGCCAUUCGGCAGAACAAGGAGGAGAUCAGCACCAUGCGGAUGCAGAACCGCGAGCUCUGUGAUGCCAUAGCGAAGCUGAAGAAGAAUGAAAUCGAAAACAACUGCAAUCGACUAACAAUGACGGAACUAGAAAAGUUUGACCACCGAAUAUGCGAAAUCCAUAAAAAAUACGACGAGCUGCAGGCCGAGGCCAGGAUGAAGGAGGAGCGUCUGCGGGAAAUGCGGGACCAGAUGGCCGACCUGCGUCGAGAGGCUGAGAUCGUCAAGUCCAAUCUGAGAGACUCGCCGCAGGCAAAGGUGCGGUUGAUUGAUGAACUUGGUCGUUGGUCAUCGACGAUGCAGUCGCUAUGGAGCGGCGACAAGUGGAUAACGAUGAUUGAUGUCCCGCAGGAGAUUCGCAUGCUCGAGAACCGCUUGGACAAAGCCAUGAUCAAAUACAACGAAGCACAGUCGAUCCGCAAGACAUACGAGCAGAUCGUCAAGCGACUGCAGGACGAGCGCCUCACCUUUGAUAAUCAGCUCGCCAACUUUGAAAAGCUGCUCAAGGCCAAGAAGCAGGACGCCUUUGAGCUCGAGAUGAUGUCGCGCGAUGCCAAUCAUGCAAAGGAGGCCGAGCUUGCUCGAUUCGAACAGCAGAUCGGCGAGGAGAGGAAGCAGCGCGAGAAGGAGCUCCAGUCUCGGCGUGAGCUGGUGAAGCAAAAGCUGGAAGUGAACGACAAACUGGAUCGCAAGGCGUUCCUCAUAGACGAGCCAACCGAUCUCGGCAACAACGCAGACUCGUCCAAGGACCAGUACGACGAGGUCAAAGAACGCAAGCUCACAGAGUACGAGGAGACGAUGCGGCUGAUCAAAGAGGCGACCGGCGUCUCGGACAUCAACGAGGUGAUUGCAAAGUUCCAAUCCCAAGGCGACACCAACAAGCACCUGACCCAGCUGAGGAUGAGCAAAGAAGGCCGCAUCGAGGAGCUCAGAGUCAAGAAGCAGCAGGUGCUCGGAGAGUUUGAGGAACUAAAGUACUCUGGCGAGGCCAAGCAUGCCCACGCCAAGCACCUCAUCAAGGAGUUUGAGGACCACCUGCGAGAAGCGCAAGAGCGGUGCGCAGAUGCAAAGUCAAAGUACGAGCGCGUGGCAAAGCUGCUCAACAACACAAAGUCCGGCAUCCAGCAUCUCUUUGACAAGCUGGAUGUCAUUGCAAAGGUCGAAAAGUCAGAGAAGAUCCCAAUGUCAGACGAAACCGUGGGCACGAUUCUGGAGGCGUGCAUUCAAAAACUGGAGACACUCGCCACAGGCAUGCAGGACAAGGAGCUACCCGAGCCUGCAACUACGCCGCCGGCACAACAACAGCCCGGAGAGGUUAUCAGCAUCCUGCAGGUCAACCAGUCGACCUUGCCAGUGUACAACACCCGAGUCAAGAUGCGUCCGGUGGAGUUCGAAGAGGAGGUUGCCGAAGACGAAGAGAACGACGACGAGUACGGCGAGGUUCCAGACCGCGAGGCCAUCAAGAAGCACACCACACAGAUGCUGAACGCCAGACUGAAGACCAAGCAGGCCAAGAAAGUCAAGAAGAAGAAGAAUACGCGCGAGACCGAGGAGCCCAAUAUCCUGAAUGAAGAGGACCAGGAUAGUUUCUACACCGGCGGGCUCUUCAAUCUCGAAAUCUCGCCGGCAUGGAAGUGCAUCGAGGGGCUGCGUGGAAAGAAAGACAUUUCCGACACCAAGUACGGAGGCUACUGCCCCCUCGAUCCAUGCUUGGUCGGUAACAAAUAUGCAUUUCCCGUGGACAGAAUCCUGGACCUCCAGGACAAGCUCCGGGAGCUGCACAAAUUCCAGCUGUCCGAGGUGGACUUUGAAAAGCUCCUGCUGAAGAAGGUCAAGCAGCUGACCCAGGAGGUGUCGAACCAGCGCAUGGAGAUGGAUCGCACGCACUCGAAGCAGUUUGCCAACAACUCACAAAUCGGUGACCUAAAGCGCGAGCUUUUGAAGCGGAGAUGCGAGCUGCACGUCAAGCGAAGGAUUUCACUCGGCGGUGCUCAAUGGAGCCUAUGGCGCUCUCCAAGGGAUGAUGUGCUCAUGUUGGCGGCCCGCCUCCUUCCUGUCCAUACCCAGGUGCAAAAUGAAGUCAACCUGGCAGCGGAACGCGAGAAGAAGCUCCGAAAGGACAUUGACGACGCCAGGACACAGAAAGAUGAGCUUGAGGCCGAUAUCGAGGAGAUCCGGCGACACAAGGCCGACAUGCUGGAGCCGCAGUUGAUUGCUUCAACCAAAGAACUCAAGCUGGAUGUUGUGCAACGGCGGCAUCAAGUUGAGAAUCUGCAGAAGGAUAUGGAGGAGAAGGAUAUGACCCUCGAGGCUGUCAUCAAGGAGAAGGAGCGACUGGAGGCCGAGACAGAGAAGCACUUUGUUGCGCUGGCCAAGGCGACAGAGAUGCCGCAAAAGAUCCUAAUCAACGACGUGGACUCACAGCCAACCUCACUCAGGAAACAGUCCGAGAUCCUCCGUGACGCUAUCGGGUCGCUGGUGAUCGAGAACGUCAAGCAGACAACACUUGCACAGCAGCUGGAGAAGGAGCUCGAACGACUUCAGAAGAAGAAGAAGGAACUGGAGGAACACAAGCUCGAGCAAGUCGCAGACUACGAACAGCGCCGAAACGAAAUAGAGGAGAUGGAGCGGCAGUGCAACGACAUAUUCAAGGGGCACGAGAUGGCCAAGGAUCAGCUAUCGUCCCAACGGGCCGAGAAGGUGCGCCUCGAAAUGGCCUUGAAGAAGGUCACCCAGGAUUCCAAGCGAGAGCACGACAUGCUUUUGCGAUCAAUCCGUGAGAAGGAGACCUACGUGAAGCAGUGCCGUCGACUCAUCACCACCAUCAACAACAUCAAAAUGGCGACUCCGACGAUCCAGAAGCAGCACGAGGAUUUUGUCCGGGAUCUGGCUUCGCACGAGCGACAGUCCGAGGAGCAGAAGGUGGAGAUCACGAAGCUCAAGAAGGAGGUCGAUCUGGCCAUCUAUGACUUUCUGAAGCAAGAGCAGCUCGAAAAGGCCGAGGCAGACAAGCUGACGACGCAAAUCCUGGACAACCGAAAGCUGGACGAGAAGCUCGACGAGGCCAUCAAGACAAGCACGGACUUGCAGCGGCAGCUCGAGACGCUGUCGAUAGAGCGAGAUCUCAAGGCGCGAGACCUCAUUCGAGUGCAAAACAAGCACAGGACCAUCAAAGAGGAUCUGAACUUGAAAGAAAUCGCCAUUCUGGAUGCCUCGAAGCGCUGCCAAGAGUCGUUGACGAGGCUGAAGGACUUUGCCGCCCUCUACGAAGUUGUGAAGAACGAGCGGAACAAAUACCUGAAUCUGACCCAGGCAACGAUGCAGCGCGCUGCCGAGAUGAAAGAAAAGAUCAAGAUCCUGUCCAACGAAAUCGAGAUUCUUCGACACGAGAUUGUCCGGAAGGAUCGCGAGCUGACUAAAAAAAUGCAAGAGAACACGGCGGCAUAUUCACUGAGAGACACGGCGAAGAACGAGGCCAACAAGAGCCUGGCGCUGUACCGCGAGCGAAGAGACCAGAUUAACCAGCACCUUUCCAAGAUCGAGACUCUCAACUCGCUCAUCAACUCGGCCGAAGAGGACAUGUUCCAGCUCAAGCUGCGGUACGAGGCUGCCGUCAAGGAGCGCAACGCCGUCGGCAUUCAUCUCCUGGACCUCAAUGAUGAGCUGUGUAUUCUGUACGAGCGACUCAACAUGCAGGAAUCGAUCCAGAUCAAGGGCGAGCAGUCCCUGACGGAGCUGGAGGACGAAAUCCGCAAGCUCGACAUCAUAAAGCAAGAGGUUUACCGCAAGGUCGAGCUACUCAAGCGACGAGUCCCGCUCGUGGACGAGUUCGACAAGGAGGUGGAGAGGCUCCAGACGGAGCUUAACAGCGUCCGGGAAACCGUUGCCAAGCUCAGCGCUCAGAUCGAGAGCCCCGACGAUCCCAACCGAUGCCGGGAUCUAGGCGGAGCGGAUCCGAGCCAGAAGGAGCUUCUGUCACGAAUCAAGCACCUGGAGGAGCGGCUUGCUGAAAAGGAGGAACGUAUCCUCGAGAAGGACCUGAUCCUCGAGGAGGUCUCGACUUUGACGAAUCGACUACAGCAACAGACGCAGGACGGACGCAGCGACUCCAACCAAAUGUCACUGAAGCUCAACGAGUUGACCAAGAAGAUCAAGAACGUCACCAAAUCGAUGAUGGCGCGUGUGUCCGAGCUGUCCAUGUACCAGGGCAUGGCGAUGAAUCUGUAUCAGGAGAAGAAUGAGAAGGCUCGAUUCGAGCGCGGACAAGUACCCUCGGAGGAGAUCGAGAAGGAGUUCAUCCGCAUCGAACGAGACCGGCUGCGCCGCGAGAAGGAGCUGCAGGCCAAGAUCCAAAGACCGUACAAAGAGGGUGGAUUCGUGGCGAUGUAA